Messenger RNA from Hippoglossus stenolepis (Pacific halibut), 2677 nucleotides. RefSeq names its product G-protein coupled receptor family C group 5 member C. The record is from RefSeq and is a predicted model, not a curated record. The coding region runs from base 524 to 1702 and encodes 392 amino acids. The transcript has 4 exons. Gene Ontology annotation, cellular component: extracellular exosome; plasma membrane; signaling receptor complex. Gene Ontology annotation, molecular function: G protein-coupled receptor activity; protein kinase activator activity. Gene Ontology annotation, biological process: G protein-coupled receptor signaling pathway. NCBI's taxonomy places the organism in Eukaryota, Metazoa, Chordata, Actinopteri, Pleuronectiformes, Pleuronectidae.
AUGUGGCACAGCCUGUGUGUAGGGGUGGAAGUGUCACAGGAGAGGUGAGUGGUGCCUUUGUUUGGAUGUAAACCGCCUGAAACAAAUAAGUAGGGCUGGCUGCUAAUCUCGCAGAAUAUGCAAAGCUGCAAACACCCGAGUGGCUGGAGGAGGAAGAGACACGGUUGGAGCCGAGACGCUGCAGGAACGAAUGCAUCUGUAGCAUAACUAUCAUAGUUAAAAUUAUAAGAACAAUAAUUGUAAUAACACGACGACAUGGUUUAAUAACGCCGGAGAAGGAAGGAGUGGGCGGAUGGAGCACUGUGUAUGAGUGAAACUGGGAAAAGGAAAGUCGUGGAUCGAUGAAGUGGGUUGUUUAACUUCUGUAAUAAUUUCCAAACACUCUCGAUAAAACCAUCUAAUUCGGGAACAAGGCGAGUGUGAUUACAGAGGUGGGAUAUCCUCACCGGAGCUCAUCCACCUGUUGGAGCUGCUCUCAUCCGUCCAGGUUUUCAAAUAGAAUAACAGAAUCUGCAGCGAAGCCAUGGACCCAACCAGUGCUCCGAGGGGAUGUGGCUCCAGCAUCAGCUCCAUAUAUUACAACCUGUGUGACCUGACUCAAAUGUGGGGGGUCGUGGUGGAGGUCGUUGCCGCUUCUGGCGUGGUGGCCUCCUUUGUCCUGUUCAUCAUCCUCAUGGCCGGCUUACCGUUUGUGACGGACAAGAAGAGAAAGGGUACGGUGGCCUUCCAGGCUGGCAUUCUAAUCUUUACUCUGGGACUCUUUGGACUUACGUUCGCCUUCAUCGUGGACCGGUACUCCACCAGCUGUGCUGCACGCAGGUUCCUGUUCGGAGUACUGUUCUCAGGCUGUCUAGCCUGCCUGGUGAUGCAUGGGUUGUGGCUUGCCCUGAUGAAGCGGAGAGGCUGGGUUCCCAGGGGCUGGAUGCUGUGCCUGGGAGCCCUGGGUCUGUGGCUGGUUGAGGUGAUCAUCAACACCGAGUGGCUCGUCAUCACUUUGGUCUGGAGGCCACAGGGCAACGUCACUGUCCCUGACCUGUCCUGCAGCAUUGCUAACCAGGACUUUGUGAUGGCACUCAUCUAUGUAAUGGUUCUGCUGCUAGCUGUGGUGCUGAUGGCUAUACCCUCACUGACACACAAGCAGUGGCGCAGAGAUGGAGCCUUCAUCCUGGUCACAGGGCUCCUCACUGUGGCUAUCUGGGUAGCUUGGAUUGUCAUGUACAUCCAUGGGAACAGAGUGGCCGGGAAUCCAACUUGGGACGAUCCCACUCUGGCUGUAGCUGUGGUGUCAAACGCCUGGGUGUUCCUCUUCCUCUACACUAUCCCAGAAGUCUGCUUACUGACUCAGCAAGACCCAGACAAGGAGGAGCCCCAUGAUGGAGAACAUAUCUAUCCCACCAGGAGCCUGGUUUGUGACAACAUCCUUAAGGAGAUGGAGACGCCUCAUCAGAACGUGUACCUGGAGAACAAAGCCUUCACAAUGGACGAGCCUCCAACAGUGCCCACAAAGCCAGUGUCUCCAUAUGGGGGGUACAAUGGUCUGUUGCGAAGCUGUGUUUACCAGCCCACUGAAAUUGCCCUGAUAGCCAAGGGUCUGACAAAGAGGGACCAAGAUGCUGUGAUGUUUCGAGCCACAUCCCCCUCUUUGAAUUCAGGAGGCGGCAGCAGCUCCCCGCCUCAUUCAGCAAAUUCCUUGCCAUCCUAGGGAGUGUCCCACAGGAAGACUGUAGAGAACACAUUGCACAUUCAGUUUUUAAAGCGAUGAAAUGAAUCCCCAACAGGGGUUUGUUCAAGCGUAAGAGUUCCUAAUAGCAAAUGUAAUGCAUCGUCCCUUUCUCUUCCUCAGGAAGAUGCUUGAAUCUCGCACUAUGAGCACAUCUCACACGCUUCCUACCCGUUUUAUACUUUAUAUUGUUUGUGCAGUAGGCAGAGUAUUAUAAAUAAAAUAUUACAAUUACUGUAGACGGGUGGCCAAUCUAUUCAUAGAACAAUGUGAAUAUUUCCAUAUGGAAAGGUUCACAAGUGUAGCUCCUCUAUUUUAUUUCCAUUCUCACCAGUAUAUGGAAACUAAUGCUUUCCCCUUUACUCUCAACUGUUAACCAGAAAUCCAGAAAGAGCAGAAUGUACUGUAUGCAUCUCUCUUUGAGCUAUAGUCAAUUUUAGGUGACAACUGAUCAAUUGUGUUGUCGGUUUCAGACAUGAACUCCGGAAAAUGUCUGGAAAAUCAGAUCGGGGCAGAUUGUCUUUCACAUAUGAAGAAUGCAAGUCGUAUUCAUCCUGAGAUAUUCGUAUUCUUUUUGUGUCACUUUUGUGUCCGUCAUGUGUUCAUCUUUGACACGUCCACUCACACUACAAUAUUCUCACAAGGGGUCACUUGGACAUUUUACAAUAGGGGGUUAAGCAGGAAACGUUCAGACUUUAGUGCAUGUGUGAAAGCAGCAUAUUUUAGUCGUGUAAAAAAAAAACUAAAGAGAAGGAUCAAGUACCAGCAGAAUAAAACAAGUGUCUAUAGCCUCAGUUGUGUGCAGUGUAAAGCCAAUGUCUUUGUCUAUUCUAGCUGCGAUUACAUUAUAACCAAUUAUUUUUUUUGUGCCGUCACAAUCUGCUGAUUCAAACUCGUCUGUUGCUCGUCAGGUUCACUUGUGAAAUAAAGUCAUUCAGACUUCCUUUGAAAGCCGUA